Cydia pomonella (codling moth) is the source of this 1298-nucleotide messenger RNA. RefSeq lists its product as uncharacterized. The record is from RefSeq and is a predicted model, not a curated record. The transcript is spliced from 2 exons. NCBI's taxonomy places the organism in Eukaryota, Metazoa, Arthropoda, Insecta, Lepidoptera, Tortricidae. The coding region runs from base 347 to 1261 and encodes 304 amino acids.
AACCAGCACAUAUUUGCUCUACCAUUACGUAUAGUUAUUACGAGUCUUGAGGCCACCAUUGUAAUGGUAUUUUACAGUACACAGCUUCCCCAAACUAGCUAAGCAAUAUGAAUGUAUGUCCAGGAAACUAUCUCAAGUAUCUCGCAAACUGGAUAUGUAGCGAUCGGACAAAGACCUAGCGGUCAUUCCCUCGAUCUGGACCUAGGAAAGUUGCACACGAACGCUUAUAUAAAUGCCUGAACUUGAUACAGUAGUGCACUUUUCCAUGCGACUUCGCCUAGAGCGCUUUUCCUUUCACAAUAGAAAAUAAUGUAAUUUUGUAAUUUACAAAGCGCAAACGUCCAUCAUGUCAAAGAGGAUCCUAAUGUUCGUGGCUUUCGCCGCGCUGGUGUGUGCGAACGAAGUGGAGGAUUCGGAUCAGAAGAAACGUGGCGCCGGUAAGGGGACCAGUUUGAAUUCCAUCCCUACUGGAGCCCAAAAACCGGACUACACGUAUCAGGUUUAUUCUCAGACCCCGAGUUCACAGGGCAGUUCUUACCAGACUCAAGUCCCGAAUUCCUUCUAUCCGAGUCAAGCGUCAAGCCAGUACUACUCAGUCCCGAGUCAGCAGGAGGUAUCUCCGGGGUAUUCCCCUCAACCACAAAUAAACCUUAUUCCUCCGCCGGCUACUUCACCAUUCCUUCCCAUUAAUUUUGUUCCAAAUCCAGGUUAUCAAUCGAAAUAUCAAAUAAUCCCUUCUAAAACAACAAACGGGAACAUACAGCUACUUAUACAACCAUCCUCUAAUUACCAGUCGAGUCCUUUUCUGCAAUAUCCACAGUCACUGUUCUCACCUAACCCCGCAAACCAUCAGUACAGUCAACAGCAACUUCAACUGCCUUCUCAGCAACAAUUCAAUGUGGCCUCUCCGUACCAGCAAUUGCCUUUGAGUCAGUCUUACUUAGGCCAGCCAUCUACUAUGUUUCUUUUAGCGCCGCCUAAUCCUUAUAAUAACUUGUUGUAUCCUGGUCCGAAUCCUUCGCAAAGUUUUUACAACUACUAUCCAUCGAACGCCCAGCAGAAGUAUAAUUUGUCUUAUGGAUCAUCGUCACAGCCGUCGGUUGAGUAUGAGAAAGUUCAGGGGCCUAUAUCAUCGAGCUUGCCCAAGGAAGAUAAUGAUAUUGGGUCGCACGGGAGUGACUUCGUUCCUUCGGACACUAGCAGCAGUUACAAGACGGCGUACGCGACCAGCCGCAGCGGCACGUACUCCAAGCUAAAAUGACUCAAUGUGUAUAACUAAUUAAAUCUAGUUACCGCUU